AUGAUGGGCUAUGAUGCAGCUGCCUACCAGCAACUCUACCAGCAGGCCGCCCUACAGGCAGCGCAGGCUGCCGGGUAUGGCCAGCUCGCUGCUGGGUAUGGAGGCGUCACCGCGGCGGCGCCGGCCGCUGCUGCUGCUGCGGCGCAGGCAGCGCAGGCGGCGCAGGCGGCACAGCCCCAGGCGCAGGCCUAUCAGGCGGCAACGGAGGCGCCCCCGGACUGCGUGGGGCAAAUCGCGCACAUCUCCGUGAGCGGCUGCUCGCAUGGGACCGUCGGCGGUGGCUCGGCUGAGAGCCAUGCUGCGAUUCCAGGGCUCAGCUCGCGCUAUGCGCCGUGGGAGGCACGCCGUGCGUCCGGGUCUCGGUCUGGCCCGGGGCUCAUCGAGCUGAUCAAGAGCAACCGGGAGGUGGAUGUGGAGGCGGCGCUGGGUGCGCCGGUGGACGUGCAGGACAUGGACGAGUUCGGGUCCACGCCGCUGAUCUUGGCGGCGCAAAGGGACUGGGCCUUUGUGGUGGGGGAGCUGCUGAGGAGCCCUGAGGUGGAGGUGAACCAUCAGAACCUCUUCGGCUCCACGGCGCUGAUCUGCGCCGCGGCCAACGGGUACAUCGCCACCAUGGAGGAGCUGCUCAAGGAUCGCCGGGUGGACCUGGAGGUGAGCACGCGCUUGGGGCAGACGGCCCUCUUCAAGGCGGUGCUUUUUGGGCAUUUGAACACCACGGAGCGGCUGCUGCAGGCCGGCGCCCAGGCCGAGGUGACCAACAAAAUGGGGCAGACCAUUUUGGACGUGGCGCGGGAGCAGCAGCGCUCGGCCGUGCUGAGCCUCUUCGAGCGCUACGGCCACGGCCUGGUGGCCGAGCGCAUCGUGAGAGGGAACUUCACGGCCAACGGCCAGAACCAUGGCAGGCCCACCUAUAGGAAGGAUCAGCAGGUGAACGGUUUGGACGUCAUGCUGUAUUACUGGGAUGAGCGGGACGGCCCCAACUUUGCCGGCUGGUGGUUCGGGCCCAAAGUUGGAGGUGACCAAGUCUGGGCGUACCACAACAGCAGAGCCGCGCAGACGCCGCCGCUGCGGGGCUGGAAGGUGCCGUACGACGGGCCGGUGGAUGAGAGCUUCGUGAUCGGGCCCGUGCAGCAAAACGCGCAGGCCUAUCAGGGCCAGGCUUACCAGCAGCAGGCGGCCAGCCCACCUGCCUUCCCCGCGCUGAACUACGGAAAUCACGCGCAAGGUGGCAAGGGCUACCCGGGCCCCCCGGCUGCCCCGGCAAACGCGGAGAUGCAGCGGCAGCAACAGCAGGCCAUGAUGCGGCAGCAGCACGAGCAGCAGCGUGCGAUGCAGGCCCAGCAGCUGAAGCAGCAGGAGGAGAUGAAGCUCAAACAGCAGGAGAUGGAGCGAAGGCGGCAGGAGCAGCAGAAGCAGAUUGCCGAGCGCAAGAAGAAGGAGCAGGACGCGUCGAACAUCAUCCGCGCGGCGGUCCAGAAGGUACGGGUGGCCAAGGAGGAGGUGUUCCAGCAGGCGGAACAGGAACUCUACCAGACCAUGCAGAAAGAGCUGACCCAUUGCGGCUACCAGAUGCCGAAGAUCCGGGAGGAGUGCGAGAAGGCCGUGGAGCAGGCGAAGAGGCGGUUGGAGGAGGCGAGGCAGCAGAAGAUCUUUGAGGAGCAGCGCAAGGCCGAAAUGGCUGCCAAGGCGUUGCAGCUCGUGGAAGAGUUCAAAGUCAAGGUGGACGCGGCAGAAGAGGCGGCCAAUAGUCUCGCGGAGAAGGGCGAGCCGCUGACACUGGUGGACAGCAUCCUGCAAAUGCCCGAGGCCGAGAUCGAGGAGGCGAACUCCACCGUGGAGGAGGCCAAAGCGGAGGCAGACGCAAAGACGAAGCAGUGCCAGGACUUCCUGAUCGAGCACGGGGCGGCCAUGAGAGUUCCAGACCAGUCAGUGAUUGAGAGCCUCGCCAAGCUCAACGAGCGGCUUAAGGUGACCACAACCUCCAAGGAAAGUGUCCUGGUGAAGUGCCGAAAUGCCAAGAACAAGGCUGAGAAGAAAGCCCAGGCCAAGAAGGUGAUGGCGGCGAUCGCCGCCAAGUUCAAGUCCUUCGACGCCAACAAGGACGGCCACUUGGACAAGAAGGAGAUCAUCGCCUAUGCGAAGAAGGAGUUCAAGUUCACCAUGAAGGACGACGUGGCGACGAAGGUUUUGAAGGCCCUGCAGGUGGGCGCCAAAGGCGUCCCCGAGAGCGACUUCCAAAGGCUCAAGGUACGCAUCGGCAUCUUGCGCGAGAAGGUGAAGGACGACGAGAGGAGAAAGGUGCGGGAGGCGCGCGAGGUGGAGCUCGAGGGCAUGAAGGAUGAGCUCAAAGAGAAGAUCGCAGAGGUCGAAGGCAAGGUGGACGCCGUGGAAGAGGCUGUGAAGAAGGUGGAGGCAGCCCUGGAGGGAGUCGGCAAGGUAGAGACCCUGAAGUCCUCGGAGUUGCGGAGCAAAAGCGAAGAGCUCACCCACGCGGGCCCGAAGGAAAUCCUGCAGGUUGUGAAGGCGAGCCUCCAGGAGUUCAAUCUGGUGAACUGCACCACUGCGCUGCACCGCUACGCCAAGGCCCGGGACGCCUCUGGCCGUGAUGGCAAGAAGAGCAGCAAUGCCGGCACCAGUGCCGCGCUGGAAAGGCUACUGGCGAGGACGGCGGAGCUUUGCAGUGGCAAGGCGCCGGCCCAGAACCUCGCCAAUGCCAUGUGGGCGGCGGAGCGCCUGGGCCUGGACGCCUCGGAGCCCGCGCUGCGCAUCGCCAUCCGCGCCCGGGAGGCGCUUUCGCGGCCAGAGCGGCUCUGGCAGUUCACUGGGCAGAACCUGGCGAACGUCACCUGGGCGGUAGCGAGGCUCCUGAGCGGCCGCAGCGCUGCGCGGCUGCUGAAGGCUGCGGAGGUGCCCAGCAAGGCGGCCUUCUUCGAGCCGUUUCUGGCGGCGCUGGAGCAGCGCGCCUGGGACUUGAACGGCCAGGAGCUCUCGAUGGCCGCCUGGGCGGUGGCGGUGGCGGAGGCGGAGGUGGCGAAAGCCAAGGCGGUGGCCCAACAGCUGGGAGAGGCGGCCCGCGGGAGAGGCGGGGGCCUGGGGGACUUGGCGCCGCAGCAGCUGGCGACGCUGGCCUGGGCGCUGGCGCGCCUGGGCUGCCAGGCCCGGGAGGUGCUCAAUGACAUUGCCGCCGUGGCUGCGCCCAGGCUUGCGGAGUGCAACGCGCAGGACCUGGCCAACCUCGCCUGGGCCUUGGGCCGCGCGGAGGUCGGCGGGCCCAAGCUGCUGCAACCCUUGGCCAAAGCCGUGCGGCGGCGGUUGGGGGACUUCUCCGCGCCGCAGCUGGCGGUGCUGUGCUGGUCCCUGGCGCGGCUGAAGGCGGAGACUGCGGCGCUGGAGGCGGUGGCGGAGGCUGCCGGAGCUCGGAUCUCGGAGCUGACCCCCCGGGACGUGACGGAUGUGGUGUGGGCCUUGGCACACGCCGGCGUGCGCCACAACGGCGCCGGCGGCUUCCUGAGAGAUGCGGGGGACUUCGCGCAGCGCCGGCAGCGAGACUUCAGCACGCAGGAGAUGUUGCGCUUCCUGGGCGCUUUCCGGAGAGCAGGCGGGGACGCGGCGGUGCACGCGGCGAUGGCGUCCGCGCAGCAGCUUCUGCGCUACGAGUUCCCGGCUCUGGACGUCCAGGUCACUUUGCACGCCGAGACCCCGGGGCACUCCUCGCAGACGAAGCGCCGCCGCGUGCGGAGCAGCGAAUUGCGGGAGCAGAGCGAGCUGGGGGGCGACCCCCAGCGGGCGGACGGCGGGACCACAGGCGUGGCGCUCUGGGAGGCGUCCUUUGUCUUGGCGGAGUGGAUGUCGCGGCAGAGCAAGGGCCGCGCCUUGCAGGAGCUGCUGGGGCGGAGGUGGCGCUGGCGCGGCAAGGUGGGGGUGGAGCUGGGCGCGGGCCUGGGCCUGCCGGCCAUCCUGGGCUCCUUUCUGGGGGCCUCCGUGGUGGCCACCGACGGGGACGCCUGCGUCAUGAAGCUUCUGCGGCGCAACGUGCAAGAGAAUAGUUCGGGCUCAGGCGCGCUGCGGGCGGAGGCGCUGCUCUGGGGGGCGGAGGAGGUCUUGGGGAAGCUGGGCCUGGAGAAGAAGCCGGACUUUGUGUUGGCUGCCGAUGUUGUGUAUGCAUCGGCCAAAGAAGCCUUGAUCAAGCAACUGCUGGAGACGAUGCUGAAGUUGAGCCAUUCCGACACUGUCCUCAUCAUCAGCAACGUCCGCAGAUUCCCCGAGGGCCACCCCAAGGGCGAGGCGCGGUUCUUCGCGGAGGCGGCGCGCUUCUACGAGCGGGUCACCGUGCCGUGCCAAAAUCUGCACCCCGACUUCCAAAGAUCUGGCGUGGGCAGCUGCGAGAUCCAUCUGCUCCGCCUAAGACGGGCGGAGCCUCCGGAUUCAAAGGCUCGGAUGAAGAAGCGCCCGAAGGCGCGGAGCAGCGCCAAGCCGCCCGAUGGGCCGCAGCUGCAGGAGCCCAUGGAGCCGCAGGCGCCGCAGGCGCGGCCAACGCGCAGCUCACGCAAGCGGAAGGCCGGCGAGCUUGGCGAGGGAAAGAAGGGAAAGCGGAAGGCAGGCCAAGAGGCGGCCGGGCACAAGCCAAAGAGCUUGCCGCGGGCGCGCGGAAGGAAAAGGGCGGUUUCCGCGGGGGUGGCGGGGGUCGAUCUGGCUGUGCUGGGCUUUAGGUCGGUUGCAGCCCUGACCAAGAGCGCGGAAGAGCAGGUCGCGGGCGUGCGGACGGAGGUGGCGGGCAUCAGGGAAGGCGCAGAGCCGGACCUGAAGAUUUGGCUCAACCAGACGUGCAAGCCGCUGGAUGGCAAGUUGCAUGGCUUCAGCACCCGCAUUGCCACCGCCACCCGCAAGCAGAAGCAUUUGGAGCAGGAUGCGAAGAACAAGGACGCCGCAGAGCUGCUCCAGAGCGAGAAGCGGGUGCUGGCUACGCUGAGACAGCAGCAGAUGGCGAAGAGUUUGGCGCCGGAAGAGCUGUUCCUCAGCGUGUCGAAGAAGGACGAGGAGAAGGCGACUAAGGAGUCCUUCGUUGCGUUCCUCACCUCCUGCGAGGCGGAGGAUGGCGCAGAGGCGCUCACGGAGGAGGAAGUGGGUCGCUUCUUCGACGCGCUGGACGCUGAGAAGGCUGGCUCCCUCACCAAGGAGCAUAUGCUGAUGCUCAUCCGAACCCUCAAGAAGGUGGUGAAGGAGACCACCAUCACCCAGGGCCCGAACCUGGCGGAGGAGGGCGACGCCUCUGCCGUGACGAAGCUGGAGGCCGGCGAUGUGGUGGAGCUGCUGAGUUCCCCCAGCGAGGAAGGCGACAUGAUGCGCGCCCAGUGUCGGUCCAUGAAGGAUGGCAGCAAGGGCUGGGUGACCCUGAAGGGCAACCAGGGCACCGUGCACCUGGCGGACGGGGGCGCGCUGUGGAAGGUCCUGAAG
Messenger RNA from Effrenium voratum, 5454 nucleotides. NCBI's taxonomy places the organism in Eukaryota, Dinophyceae, Suessiales, Symbiodiniaceae. The record is from the annotation of a GenBank genome assembly.